AUGCUGCGGGCUGGGCGCCGAUGUCCAGUGCUGCUGCGGCUACAGCGUCUUCGGAAGCGAUGGAAGCUUGGGCCCUGUUCAAUCGUGGGUGGCAUUUGGCUAGAACCUUUCGGAGGUGCCCGGUCACUGUACUUCGAGACCUUGCCUAGAGACGCGCGGGAUGAAGAAGGAGGGCACAAGGUGGUGCGUAUGAAAGCUCAGUGCGCACAGUCUCCUGCUCUCUCUCCGCGCCCUGGCAUUGGGAUGAGAUGUCUUUCGUCACUGCAGAGCAUUAGACUGCUGGCGCACCGGGAGGUGUCACGCCCUCGGGAGCGCGAGGACUCGAAUGGAGACCAGGAUCAGUCCCAGCUCACCCUGGACCUGUCCGCUACCGAAGUCGAAGAGUUUCCAGCCUCCUCUUCCUGCUCAACUUCCAGGGAGGGUCCGUUUAGGGCUGGGGAGCUGAUUUUAGCGGAAACUGGCAAGAGAGAAAUACAAUUUAAGAAAUUAUUUAGGUUGAGCAACACCGGGCAUUUAAAUAGUAACUGGGGGUUAGUCCGGUUCAACGAGAUCGUGGGGAAGUUCCCCGGCCAGAUGAUGAAGAGUUCCUCUGGUAAGCAGUUCUUGCUGAGGAGGCCGGCGUUGGAAGAUUAUGUAUUAUUGAUGAAAAGAGGGCCUGCCAUAUCAUAUCCAAAGGAUAUGAAUAUGAUGCUGUUGAUGAUGAAUAUCAACCCAGGUGAUACUGUUUUGGAAGUUGGUUCGGGCUCUGGUGGAAUGAGCUUAUUUUUAUCCAAAGCAGUUGGAUCAAAAGGGCGAGUCAUAAGUUUUGAAAUAAGAAAAGACCACCAUGAUCUGGCUAAGAAGAAUUACAGACAAUGGCGUGAUUCAUGGAAAAUAAGUCAUGUAGAAGAGUGGCCAGACAAUGUGGAUUUUAUUCAUAAGGAUAUUUCAGGAGCAACUGGUGACGACAUGAAAUCCUCCACAUUUGAUGCAGUAGCCUUGGAUAUGUUAAAUCCUCAAGUUGCUUUACCCAUUUUAUAUCCAAAUCUUAAGCAGGGUGGUAUAUGUGCUGUGUAUCUAGCAAACAUCACACAGGUUAUCGAACUUUUAGAUGGAAUUCACACCUGUGAACUUGCUCUCUCAUGUGAGAAGAUAAGCGAAGUCAUUGUCAGAGAUUGGUUGGUUUGCCUUGCAAAACAGAAAAAUGGAAUUUUAUCUCCAAAAGUAGAACCUAAAAUCAACACAGACUUACGAGUACAUUCUCAAAAGAAAACUGGAGUUGAAAGUGAGCUGUUUCAAGAGGAUGACCAUGAAGAAUCACAUUCUGAUUUUGUAUAUGGAUCAUUUCCCUAUAUUGCUAGACCUAUACACUGGCAAGCUGGUCAUACAGCUUUUCUUGUCAAGUUGAGGAAGUUCAAACCACAAGUUAACUGAGUACUCCAGAUGACAGCAACUGAAUUGAAGACUGGAAAGUACCAAAAUAGAACUUCAUAUUACAAAUCUACUUUCCUAGAUUGGUAUUUUUAGCUCUUACUAUCAUUUGUAUAAUUUUUACAUAUAAUUUUGAAAAAUAACCAAAGCUAAAGAAAGGUGUGUGACAUAGCGAAACUGCUUAAAUGCCCCAUUUUGACACUCGUCUUGCUGUUAGUUUGACAUUUUGCAGUUAAUGAUUCCAAGUUUAGUUGCUCCAUCUCAUUCUUCACUUCCUGUAAACCACGCCAUAGAUUUGUCUUUCUCCGUCAAAUUAGUUUUCUUUUCUUUGUUUGAUUGAUGAUCAUUGGCUACUGAAAAUAAAAUAUGCAUUUUAAGAUAAA
Messenger RNA from Orycteropus afer afer, 1793 nucleotides. RefSeq names its product tRNA methyltransferase 61B (gene TRMT61B). Gene Ontology annotation, cellular component: tRNA (m1A) methyltransferase complex. Gene Ontology annotation, biological process: tRNA methylation. NCBI's taxonomy places the organism in Eukaryota, Metazoa, Chordata, Mammalia, Tubulidentata, Orycteropodidae. The record is from RefSeq and is a predicted model, not a curated record.